GUUACGUCAAACAGAAGCGCGGUGUGACGUCAGAGGAAUGGCUGCUGCAUCUGUCCGUGUGCGUGUGUAGCUGAGGGAAGCUGGCAAGAUCAGGAUUUCUCUGUGUAUCUGAUGGAACAGCAAACGGGUAACAAUACACCAAUGCUUUGUAGAUGGAACAGAGAAGACGUUAUGAAAGACACUGAUUUGAGAGAAGGCAUAAGAGAUGGCCCAUGGUUUGAUGGUGCGCAAAAUGAUCACGGAGAUGAAGAAGAGACCCCCAUAAGGUCGAGUUUCUCUGUGGAGGAUCUUCUAGAUGAGGUGGAGAAGAUCAGCAGUGCUCCGACAUGUGACAAGGUAGAGAUUGUUGUUAGACUGUGGAAAGAUGGUUUUACUGUGAAUGAUGAGGAUUUGCGCAGCUACUCCUCAGAGGAGAAUCAGGAGUUCCUCGAAGCUCUUAAACGAGGGGAGUUACCUUUGGAACUGGAGGGAAGAGCAGAUGAGGAGGAGCUGGAGGUCAGUGUGGAGGACAUGAAGGAUGAAAUAUAUGUCCCAAGGAAGAAGACCUUCCUGCCUUUCAGUGGUAAAGGAUACAGGCUAGGCAGCGUGGCACCUAGAGUUGUGGUCAGGUCUCGGUCAAUCCACGAAGAUUGCACUGGCCCUCCAGUCCCUCCAGUGGAGCUGGAUGAAGAACUGCCCAUCACUUGCCUCCAGAUAUGGCUAGCAGAUGGCCGGCGACUGGUGCAGAGGUUCAACCUUUCCCAUCGAGUCAGCGAUGUCCAAGGCUUUGUAGAGAAAGCCCAGACUACAAGCUCACCGUUCAUCCUGACCACAUCGCUGCCUUUUCGGGAGCUCACACAGGGGAAUCUGAGCCUGGAGGAGGCCGACCUGACGAAUGCUGUUAUUGUCCAGCGGCCUCUCUGUACACAAGCACCGUUUGGUCACUUCUGAUUAAAUACCUUAACUGGUCACUUUAAAGUAUAGAGAAAAGUUUUAUGAACCUUUUUAAAACACAAAAGCUUGCAGUACCUAAUCCUUACGAAAAAAAAAAAGCUGCUUCAAAGUCUUUACAACUGCAGACCUCGUUGCAUUAAUCCAACUUUAUUUUGAACUCCUCUACGAGGAAUAAAAGAAUGGAAACCCUUUGUGGAUGAAAUUUCAUCUCCGUCACUUUGUGAUCUUCAAUCAGAAUGCAAUAACCAUGUACUGGUAGUCUAAUAGUCACAUGUGAAUGCUGCACAUCCUAUAAACACAAUACAUUUUAGGGAGUUUAUAUAGGUACGGGUCGAAUAACUGACCGUCAUUCUUUGUUCUUCCCUUGUCGGAUGCCUUGAUCAAAUCUGAUGCAAUGCAGUACACACAUGCCACGUCCUUAAUAUCGAUGUUCAAUAAAUAUCUGAGACUGUGCUGUGAUUGCUUUACAAAGCAAGUUCUAAAUGCACUUCUCUGUGUUUAGCACAGACUUGACUGAGGCUUAUGAUAAGAAUACUAUUUUUGUGUGUUAAAACAUUUUGCUGGUUCGCUGUUAUGAAGUUCAAGGCAGAAUUGAUUUGCAAGUGGAUACUGUAUGUACAUGCACUUUAAACUGAGUGAAAAGGUCUUUUGUACUGGAGCUUUGCUUGCAAUAAAUCCAUUAAACAAUU
Molecule: messenger RNA, 1622 nt
Organism: Silurus meridionalis
Lineage: Eukaryota; Metazoa; Chordata; Actinopteri; Siluriformes; Siluridae
Gene: ubxn2a
Product: UBX domain protein 2A
Exons: 7
Coding region: 112-930 (272 amino acids)
Biological process (GO): Golgi organization; nuclear membrane reassembly; autophagosome assembly
Cellular component (GO): nucleus; cytosol
Molecular function (GO): ubiquitin binding
Source: RefSeq, a predicted model, not a curated record